This is a messenger RNA of Priceomyces carsonii, 1875 nucleotides long. Its product is annotated as polyadenylate-binding protein. Lineage: Eukaryota; Fungi; Ascomycota; Pichiomycetes; Serinales; Debaryomycetaceae. Gene Ontology annotation, cellular component: nucleus; ribonucleoprotein complex; cytosol. The record is from RefSeq and is a predicted model, not a curated record. Bases 1 to 1875 code for a protein of 624 amino acids. The transcript has a single exon. Gene Ontology annotation, molecular function: poly(A) binding; poly(U) RNA binding; mRNA 3'-UTR binding.
AUGUCCGCCACCGAUGCCAACCAAGUUCAGGAAUCUUUGGAAAAGCUUAACCUUGACUCAGCUCCAGUUGAAGAGCCAGCUCCAAGUGCAGCUUCAGGUGAGCAAGAUGAGCAGUCAGAGAGUGCUCAGCUCUCUGACUCUUCGGCAUCUUUGUACGUUGGAGAAUUAGCUCCAUCAGUUAAUGAAGCUAUCUUGUUCGAAAUCUUUUCGCCAAUCGGUCAGGUUUCGUCAAUUAGAGUUUGUCGUGAUGCUGUUUCGAAGAAAUCUUUGGGAUAUGCUUACGUAAAUUAUAAUAAGCUUGAGGAUGGAGAGAAAGCAAUUGAGGAAUUGAAUUACACUCCAAUUGAUGGUCGUCCAUGUCGUAUCAUGUGGUCUCAAAGAGAUCCAUCCAUGAGAAAGAACGGUGAUGCCAAUAUAUUCAUCAAGAACUUGCAUCCGGCUAUUGAUAACAAGGCGUUACAUGACACCUUUUCAGCUUUCGGAAAGAUUUUAUCCUGUAAAGUUGCCACAGAUGACAUGGGAAUGUCUAAAUGCUUCGGUUUCGUUCACUACGAAAGCCCUGAAGCUGCUCUGGCUGCUAUUGAGAAUGUCAAUGGAAUGUUGUUGAAUGAUCGUGAAGUCUAUGUCGGCAAACAUAUUUCCAAGAAGGAUCGUGAAUCAAAGUUCGAAGAAAUGAAAGCUAACUUCACAAACAUUUACGUUAAGAACAUUGAUUUGGAUUAUUCAGAGGAAGACUUCGAGAAUUUAUUCUCUCCUUACGGUAAAAUCACCUCUAUAUACUUGGAGAAAGAUGCUGAAGGGAAUUCUAAAGGUUUCGGUUUUGUCAAUUUUGAGAACCAUGAAUCUGCAGUCAAGGCUGUUGAAGAAUUGAAUGAUAAAGAUAUCAACGGCCAAAGUAUUUACGUUGGUAGAGCUCAAAAGAAGAGGGAAAGAUUAGAGGAAUUGAAGAAGCAAUACGAAAACACCAGAUUAGAAAAAUUAUCUAAAUAUCAAGGCGUAAACUUAUUCGUUAAAAAUUUAGACGAUACUAUUGAUUCUGAGAAGUUGGAAGAAGAAUUUAAACCAUUUGGUUCGAUUACUUCUGCCAGGGUAAUGGUUGAUGAAACUGGUAAGUCUAAGGGAUUUGGUUUCGUCUGUUUCUCGUCUCCUGAGGAAGCAACUAAGGCUAUCACUGAAAUGAACCAACGUAUGGUUCUCGGAAAGCCAUUAUACGUUGCUUUGGCUCAACGUAAGGAUGUUAGACGUUCUCAAUUGGAGCAGCAAAUCCAAGCUCGUAAUCAAAUGAGAAUGCAAAGUGCUGCUGCUACAGGUGCUCUCCCGGGUCAAUUAUUUCCACCUAUGUUCUAUGGCCAACAGCAAGGCUUCUUUCCACCAAAUGGAAGGGGCAAUGGCCCAUUCCCAGGCCCUAGUCCUCAGAUGAUGAUGCCUAGAGGUCAAAUCCCACCCCCACAAGGGCAAUGGCCGAGACCAGGUCCAAAUGGUCAACCUGUACCAGUUUACGGUAUUCCACCAGUUUAUAACGAAUUUGCUAAUGGACCUAACCGUCAGCAAAGGGGUUAUUAUCCUAACCGUAACCAAGGUAAGGGUCGUCAACAAAGGGACUUAGCAGCAAUCAUAGCUAGCGCCCCGGUUGAUCAACAAAAGAGAAUCUUGGGAGAAGAACUUUAUCUUAAGAUUGUUGCUACAGGUAAGGCUCAAGAACCUGAAGCUGCUGGUAAGAUUACUGGAAUGAUGUUAGAUUUGGAUAACCAAGAAAUUUUAGCUUUAUUGGAGGACGAUGAUUUAUUCAAUAACCAUUUCGAGGAUGCUUUAACUGCUUUCGAAGAAUACAAGAAGUCAUCUGAAGCUGCAAAUACUUCUGAAACUCAAGCUUAA